Molecule: messenger RNA, 694 nt
Organism: Cornus florida
Lineage: Eukaryota; Viridiplantae; Streptophyta; Magnoliopsida; Cornales; Cornaceae
Product: protein translation factor SUI1 homolog
Exons: 5
Coding region: 134-472 (112 amino acids)
Biological process (GO): translational initiation
Molecular function (GO): translation initiation factor activity; RNA binding
Source: RefSeq, a predicted model, not a curated record
ACCGCCUCGGACAUAUAUAAUGACCCACGAGACUGCUAAAUUUCACAUUGUGAUUUCGUGUUCUCUUCGCAGGUUCUCGUUAAGAAGUCGGUUACCUUUUUAACUAAGUUUCUUAUCAAACAGAAGUACAUAUAUGGUUGAUAUCGACGUACAGAUCCCUACCACUUUUGAUCCAUUUGCUGAGGCCAAGGACUCGGGUGCCCCGGGAGCAAAGGAGUAUGUUCAUAUUCGCAUCCAACAGAGGAAUGGAAGGAAAAGCCUGACUACGGUGCAAGGGCUGAAGAAAGAGUUCAGCUAUGAAAAAAUCCUGAAGGAUCUCAAAAAGGAAUUCUGCUGUAACGGGAAUGUUGUGCAGGACAAAGAGCUUGGCAAGGUUAUUCAACUGCAAGGUGAUCAGCGGAAGAACGCUUCCAGUUUCCUUGUUCAGGCCGGGAUUGUGAAGAAGGAUCAGAUCAAAAUACAUGGUUUCUAAGGCAAAGAUCUGUCGGCAUUAAGAAAGAUAAUAUUUGGUCUAGUUUGGCUUUUAUUAUGCGGGGAUCAUAGAGACUUACGACUAUAUUUGUGGUCUGCCUUAAUUAGGAUAUAGUUCGUCUGUACUUUUAAUCGCUUCUCUUUGCCUUUGGCUUGCUUGGACAUGGCAAUUCUAGUACAAUGUCUCUCUAUUGGUAAUAAAAUAAAAUGUUUUUUGCGGAAA